Amaranthus tricolor (Joseph's coat) is the source of this 6289-nucleotide messenger RNA. RefSeq names its product ENHANCER OF AG-4 protein 2. Gene Ontology annotation, cellular component: nucleus. Gene Ontology annotation, molecular function: double-stranded DNA binding; transcription coregulator activity. The record is from RefSeq and is a predicted model, not a curated record. Lineage: Eukaryota; Viridiplantae; Streptophyta; Magnoliopsida; Caryophyllales; Amaranthaceae. Gene Ontology annotation, biological process: regulation of transcription by RNA polymerase II. The transcript has 12 exons. The coding region runs from base 314 to 4528 and encodes 1404 amino acids.
UUCAGUAAUAAACCAAUCCGGCAAUCCCUAACGAAUUUACCAUAGUAGCAUCAUCAAAUCUUCUCCCACUCUCUUUUCUCACCGUCUCUAUUCUGAAUUCUCCCCAAAUCCAAACGCAAGCAAUCCCUUUCUCUCUCAUCUGACGCCAUUAAAAUCCCUCUUUUUUCCUUCAUCAAGCUCGAAUCUCCUGAUUGUUCGUUUUUUUAUUUUCAUUUUUAGGGUUUUUUUUCGUGCAUUUAAAAUAGGGGUGUAAAAUUGGUGACAAUUGAAGUAUUAUUUUGUGAAUUAGGGUUUUCGUAUUUUGAUAAUUGACAUGGCUCCUGCGCGUAAGAAGGGAGCCCAUAAAACGAAGAGUGGUAGUAAGUUACAAUUAGGCGAUCUCGUUCUUGCUAAGGUCAAGGGUUUUCCUGCUUGGCCUGCUAAGGUCAGCAGACCCGAAGAUUGCCAACGAGCUCCUGAUCCAAAAAAGUAUUUUGUACAGUUUUUCGGCACCAAAGAAAUAGCUUUUGUUGCUCCGCCAGACGUGCAAGCAUUUACGAGUGAGUCAAAAAGCAAACUACUGUCCAAGUGUAAAGGGAAAACCGUCAAAUAUUUUUCUCUAGCUGUAAAGGAAAUUUGUGAAGCAUUUGAAGAUCUUAAAAAAAGUGAUAGUAAUGGUCUUGGUGAUGAAGCUGCAACUCUUGGACAUGAUUCUUUUCCUGUUGAAGAAGGGAAUGUAAAUGUUUCCUACAUUGAGUCAAGAAAAAAACCUAGAACUGAAGAAAUAUGUGGCAGUGAUUCUGUUCAAGAUCACCUCCAUGGAUUGGGUCUCUGUUCUAGUGUGGAAGAUUUUCCAACAGAAGCAUUAGGUCAUUGUUCAAUUGUUUCUUCCUCUAUGAAGGAAGAACCUUUUUUAGUUGAGGACAAGGCUGAUACAGUUGCCCGUCGCGAGCGGAUUGAGUCAUCAAGAACCUCAAGCUCAAGCCCAUAUAGUGGUCAUUCUGAGGUUAAAAGGGUUACUGGUCAUCAUGGAGAUGUUAAAAAGGAUGGAGCUUCUAGUAACUUUAAGCUUUCUGGUAUUGGGAACAAUAUCUUGGCCAAUGGACUCAGAUCACCGGAAUUUAUUUCUGGAACUAAGAUAAAAACCGAGGGUGUUACUCGCCAUACUGAUGGUAAGAAAUCUAGCAUGUUUGUUAAAGAUCGGGUAUCCGGGAAACUAAAAGGUGGUGGACAUUUGAAGCGGUUGUCUUCAGAUGUAAACAAGCUGGAGUCUAGUUCUAGCAUGAAGGCCUCCCAAAGCCUUCUCAAAGACCAGAAGCUUUUAGAUGUUGGUAAAGGUUCCCUGCACGGUGGUACUGCCGCCAAGGAAAGUGGAGAAGGGGAGUAUUCUAAACGUAAAACUCGAGACUCUGGCCAGAAACAGUUGCCACCUGCUAAAAAGGCGAAGCUUGCUCACAAAAUAGGUGAUUCUCUGAAGGGAUCUAACUUCAAGGUUGAGAAAAGGGGUAUGGAGCCUGAGAUUGUUGGUGACAAAGCUAAUCUACCGGCCGGAAAGGGUCAUCAUCGAGCAUUUGAGGCAACAUCCAAUGCAAACAUUUCAUCCGAAAAUCAAAGUAAUGGACUGAGAACUCUUAAAAGUGAUGGUCCUAAGAAAAGAAGAGCUGUUUGUUUGUAUAAUGAGGAUGACGAUGAUGAUGAGCCCAAGACACCAGUUCAUGGAAGGUCUUUGUCUGCCUCGAAAGCUUCUUCAUCUGAAGUUGUUUCUGUUUCUGUGAAGAAGACUGAUCAGAAUCACAAUUCUUCUAGUUUUGCUGGAGAAAAUCUAAAUAUUGCAAGUAAAGAUGGAACUGACUCUCAUAAGGAUUGUCCUCCAUCUAAAGUAGUGGGUGAGUCUUCUAUACCUGCCACUCUGCUGCUGAAGGUGGACAAUUCUACAAAAGGUCAAGUUUUUCACAGCCCUGGAAAAGAAGAAUCAGACAAGAAGUUGUUGAAGGAGGCUAAGAUGGAUUUGGUUUCCCCCGCAAAGUCUCCCUCAAUAGUUUCUGCUGCUGCUGCUAAAAGGAUGGUUGAACAACAAAAGCUUAAUAGACUUCCCAUUAAGGCAACCAAUUUGAAUUCUUUUAGUAAGGCUCAAAAUGUGCCCGAUAAAGAAUUAAACAAUUCCCAGAAGAGUAGGUUGGCUGUGUCUGGAGAGAGGAUGAAAGUUAAUUCUAAAUCUUCUACUAGGUUGAAUGGUAUGACUUCUUCCCUUGAUAACCUGAAGAAUCAUGAUCCUGCUCUGGCUGAUGGAAGGUUGGACGAGGCUAAGGAUAGAUCUAGCUCUUUGGUGGAUUCGAAAGCCGUAGAUGCUGCAAUGUCCAUGAAACAUCUAAUUGCACAGGCUAAAAGACGACAGGCUAAUAUGCAAAAUGCUCCUCUGGGUAAUGGAAAUUCUAUUACGGCACCUACUCCCAAUGUUCAUGGAAAGAGUCCAAGUCCACUGCCUACAGGCCAUGAUUCAUCUGGUAUGGGCAAUGUAACUGAGCAUGAGGCUGAGGGAGUACACCCACGUGGAUCUGUUGCUUCCCCAUCUGUGAAUGUUCGUCCGUUGGCAUCUAAUAAUCAAUCAGACUUGGAAAAUGUUGAUGAUAAAAGACCUGGAUCUGGGAACUACGGUGCCGGAAGCACACUCAGUGGCGGCACUGAAGCAGCAGUUGCUCGUGAUGCUUUUGAAGGAAUGAUAGAGACAUUGUCCAGGACCAAGGAAAGUAUUGGACGUGCUACUCGUCUUGCUAUAGAUUGUGCUAAGUAUGGAAUUGCUAACGAGGUUGUGGAACUACUCAUUCAUAAGUUGGAGAGUGAGUCAAACUUCCAUAGGAGAGUGGAUCUGUUUUUUUUGGUAGACUCCAUCACCCAAUGUUCACAUAGUCAAAAAGGCAUUGCUGGUGCCUCAUAUAUCCCUAUUGUCCAAUCAGCACUGCCCCGCCUUUUAAGUGCUGCUGCCCCAGCUGGGUCAAGUGCUCGGGAGAAUCGUCGGCAAUGCUUGAAGGUCUUGCGUCUGUGGCUCGAGAGAAAAAUUCUGCCGGAGUCGGUUCUUCGUCGUUUCAUGGAUGACAUUGGUGGUUCAAGUGAUGAUAUGACUGGUGGUUUUACCUUUAGGCGCCCAUCUAGAGCUGAACGGUCAGUGGAUGACCCAAUUAGAGAAAUGGAGGGUAUGCUUGUUGAUGAAUAUGGAAGGUUUAAUCAUGAGCUUUCAAAAUACUAUGCUGGUGCUGACAUAUGGAUGUUCUUGGCUGUGCACAGCAAUGCAACUUUCAGUUUGCCUGGUUUUUUGUCUGCUCAUGGAUUUGCUGAUGAUGACGACGAAGAUGAAGAGGAUGUUCCUAGUGUUUCUUUUAAAGAAUCUGAUGUGACUGCAUUGCAAUCGUCAAAUAAUUUAUUUGGGCUUGAAAAUGGAAACAAUACUCCAAAUGAUAGGCACCAUCACAUCUUGGAGGAGGUGGAUGGUGAGCUUGAGAUGGAAGAUGUUUCUGGGCAUCUAAAAGAUGGAGCUCUGUCCCCCAUUGGUUCAUCAAAGAAUGAUAAACAAGAAAUGUUGUUGAAUGCUGAGUUGGAGUGUGCAAUUAUUGAUGUAGCUGAGUCUCCACCACUGGUGGGUUCACCACCUUUGCCUCUUGAAUCUCCACCUCCCCUUCCUCCCUUACCUUCAUCACCUCCCCCUCCUCCUCCUCCUCCUCCACCUCCUGUAUCUCCUUCCCCUCCUCCACCCCCACCACCACCACCAAUGUUGCCAUCAGGCCCAUUACAGCCUCAUCCACCUACUCUACUUUCAUCAGGGCCCACACAGGUUGCUAAUGUACAACCUCUGCUUCCUCCACAACCUUCAGUGGCUCCUCAAGUGUUACUCCAGCCUCCAUCGGUAGCUCAUCCUGUACAGGCGCCUUUGCCUCCUGAUUACAGUGUAACAACCAGUAACCACCGUUCACACAUUGCUUGCAACUCCUCUCAACAAGUGCCUUGUUUUCCGGCUGGGACAUCUGGUUCACAUGACACGCCUGGAUACAUGUCUAUGUAUGCAGGACCUCAAGUUGGCCAGACCAACCAGCAGUUUCAGCAGUCAACAUUUUUGCCGAGAGCUUUUCCACCAGUGACAGUGCCUCAACCUCCUUCAGGCCAUUUUUCUUAUAAUACACCCACAGUUCAGCAGAAAAUGCCCCAACCCCGGCUACAUCAGCCGCCUCCUGCUGCCCCUUCGCAUCCAUACCCAUCAGCUUCUCACUCCGAAGGUUUGAGACGAUUUGGUGAUGAAACAUGGAGGUCAGUUUCUGCUGAAUACAAGGCGGACAGUCAGCAGCCAUGGAUAAAUGGUGGGAGAAGGCCGCCUUGCCCACCAACAAAUUUUAUUGGGGAAGGAUAUUUUCGACCUGAAUUGGGACUAGCAGAUAGCAUGGGAUACCAAGUUUCUGCUCCAAAUCCUCCUCUGGCGGGUUCAACAUCAGGUCAUGUCGUUAAUCAGAUGCUGCCUUCCAGGCCAGAUAUGCCGUCCCUUAACUAUUGGAGGCCUGUGUAGAAAUUAGAUUGAAGUCAAGUUGUUGUAUUCAAUGCCUUGGACUGCGAAGAUUGAACAUAGAUGUCUUUUUGUAUGAGUUUCCAAUUGAUUUGGCAUUCACGGAGAUCUGUGUGUUCUGUUUGUGUCUCAAAUCUCAAUGAGAAUAUUUGGAUAUUCCGAUGAACAACUUAAAGUAUAUUUGCCUGAGAAAUCGACUUCUGCAGACCUUACAAUGUAAGCCGAUGCUUCCUGCUCAGCUAUUAACUGUGUUUGCUACAUCUUGUAAUUAAAACUUGGAAAUUUUACAUAAUGAAAAAACAAGAGAUGCAUCGAAAAAGAUUAAUAAAUUUUGUUUUUUACUUGUUUGAGCAUAAUUGUUUCCUUAAACAAUAUCAAAGGUUUAGUUUGCAGAUUGCCCGUAGCACAAUGCCAAAAAAGAAAGUGAUGCUGCCUGUACUAACUACUAAGGGUGUUAAAUCUGCGUUGAUGUAAAUUGAACUCUUUCUUAAGGCAUGUAAAUAAAUUAGUCAAAAGUCAGCAAUUAUGAAACCAAUUAAACGUCCAGAGCAACACCAAUGCAGAUUGUACUGGGUAUGACCAUUUUAAUUUUCUUUUCUUUUCUUUUCGUAUAUUAUAAUAAUUAUUUAUUUUCAUAAUAUAGGGGAAGGUAGAUAUGGAAUUACACAUUACAUUCUUGAUCUAUUAUAAUUUUCAACUUAUUUAUAUUAAAUGAUGGAAAUUAUAAUGCGUUUAUUGUAAUUUUUAGCUUGGAAAAGUAUUUAAUAAUAAUAAUAAUAAUAAUAAUAAUAAUAAUAAUGAUUUUUGGUUUUACUGUAACUAAAUUUUGUGUUGAUAAAAUUUAUUCUUAUUUAUUAUUUGUUGGGAGAUUAGUAUUAGGCGGUAAUGAAACUUGUAAUGAACAUCAUGUUUGAGGAUAAAAGAAUUAUUAUUAGAGUCUAGAGAUGUCAUGGGCUUGUAUGAGUAUCACAUGAGGCACAACACGACAUGUCACAUGAAGUUUUGAGUCACGGGUGUGUUGCAGACAUGAUUUUUGGUAUUGGACACGGUCAGAUGUGAGGCGCGAUGAACGAUUCGCGUUUUGGCAUGAAGGCACUAUCAACAUGAAUUUCGGUAAAUUAAAUGUUUUAAUAUUUUUUAUCUCAAUAUUUCUUGGCUCUUUUUUAUAAACUAUCAACUUUUAUGUUUUUUAUUAUUGAUAUUGAUUGAUGAUUGAUAAAUAGAAUGAGUAUCAACUUUAAUGUUUCGGAUUAUUGAUAUAAAUUUAUUAAUAGAAUAAGGUAUUUUCAGAAUGUUUUAUCUUAUUAAUCAAUUCAAGUAUGCAAAAUUGAUUUUUCUAACUUUAUUAUAGUUGAGCAAUAAACAAUACUAAAAUAAAAUUACUUAUUCGUUCCUAGUUAAUUAUUUUGAAUUAUUUAUUCACUUAGUAAAUAAAUUUUUGUAAAAGAAAUAAUGUUUAUAAAAGGCACAAGGCAUGACGAGCCAACAAGACAAGUCACUUUUAUGAUGCCCUUUAACUUGAUACAACCAUCUUGAGAAUUGAAUUUUACUUCAAUUAGUACUGUCUACUUUAGACAAGAUUUUGAGAUUAAUUCUCGUCUAGUCAUCCAUUUUUCCCAGCCUAUAGCUCUACACUAUAAUCCAAAACUGUAGCCGCUCAUGCAUGGUCAACAAUCAACUAGGUAUUGCUCAUAUCGCACCUUUAUUUAUAUUUAUUAUUUUAGAAAUAACACAUCACAUUUCCUAAAAAUUCAUACUAAAUUC